GAACAUUAUCGAAUAGGUAGUUCAAUUCCAGUCAACACACGAGCAACGACCGACGGUUAUUCGCCUAUAUAGUCUUUUAACGUUUACGUAAAUUGGUAUAAUAUCUAAAAUUUACAAUAAUAUUGUACAAAUAUUCAAUUUAUUUUUAGUUAAAAGUAAAUCCGUAAAAAAAAAUAUAUUAAAAUAAUGCCGGACACUGUGGUUACCGUUCAAAAUCCCGAAUCCAAACCUGGAAAACCUGGAGUCGAAAAUGGAAACAUAAACAACAUUUUUUCUUGGGUAGAAAUCAACUACAAUUAUUUCAAAACCUUGCCAGGGGUAUUGAAGUUAGCACAGUUGAUACUCGGCAUAAUAUGUUUGGCACUUGCUUCACCGGCUAGAUUACCGGGCACCAAUUGGUUCCUGUUCGUGGUCAUCAUCAGUUUUAUAGCGACAGCCAUCUGGUCGUUUGUCUAUUUGCUCUCCAUCCGGGAGGCUAUCAAUUUCCCCAUAAAUUGGGUGCUCACGGAAUUCUGCAACACGCUCCUGAUAACUGUCCUGUACACGGUGGCGUUCAUCGUACAACUUUCAGCGUGGUCCAGACCAUACCAAUCGUACUACAAAAACCCAAACAUAGCGGCAGGGGUGUUCGGAAUUAUCAAUGCUGCUGUAUACGGAACUGGAGUGUACCUGAUAUUUAACGACUGGAAAAAAUCAAGAACUGGUACAAGUGUUCAACAGCAAUAAGAUUCGGGAGGACAGAAAAAACGCCUGCUACCCAUAUUUUUCCCCAGACGUCGUAUGAUGUUAUACAUCAUACUAAUUAUUAAUAUUAUAUUAAAUAGUACCUAACUGUUUCAAGUAUUCGUGUAUAAGUUAUAAUAAUGGUAGUAUAUAAUUUUAGACGAAAUAGUAAAUAAAUAUUAUACAAUAUUCAUUAAAACUAUUGGUAAGCCAAUACAAUAUUUAACAUUUUUUUUCAUAAAGUAUCAAAAUAUGGGUUCCUAUUGCGGGAUAUAAAAAACUGAUCAUAGCUAGGUGCAAAAGGUAUCAUAAAAUGCACACUAGAUUUUACCUAUUAUUACGUUAUGAUAUAAGCACAAGAAUAUAAUUUUUAACAUUAACUCGACCGUGUUUUCAAACGAUCUUUUUGCACCUCUUGGCUUUUCGACUUUUUUGAUAGGUUUUCAUGGAUUUUCAUACAUGCACUUCUUAAACACCUAUAUUUAUAUAUAGUAUUAGGCUGGCUUAUACGUUCACAACAGAUAUUAAAAACUGAACUAUUUAUAGAUAUAUAUAUUAUAUACCUACUUUAUAUUUUAAAUAUACUUAUCCUAACUAUAAACUGAACGGUGAUAUAGGUAAUUGCAAGUAUUAUACUGAAACAAAGUAAACAUUUCCAUUUCACUAUAAACCCAAAACUUAAAUUGAUAUGUAAAUUAUAUAUAUUAUAAACGAUUACCUAUUAAUAAUAUGUUUAACCACACAUGUAAGUUCAAUUGAAAUGAAAAAAAAAUAUCAAAAUGUUAGUACAUUUCAUAUUGUGUAAGGUUUGAAAAACGAAUGGGAAUUACAUUUUUAAGAAGGAAUAGAAAGCAUUCUACCAUCGUAAUAUAUUAUUAAGUUUUUAAUAAAUAGUAAGACGUAAUCAAUAAUAUCAAAUAUUUAAUGAAUUUAUGUUACAGUUGUUUCAUUAAGCUUAUAAUGUGAAUAUAUUAUAUUGUAUUUUUGUAAUAACAUAUUUACAUUCAGUUAUCCCUAUUAGUUUUAUAUAGAAUUUGGAACAAAUACAUUUUAAUAAAAAAUGAACAGAUUAUAAGUUGUAUUAAUUACCGGACGAUAAUUAAAUUAUUUGUAAAUAUAUAUUUAUUUAAUAUUUUUGUUAAUCAUAAUGAUGUAUAAUUAUGUGCUUAAGUGCUUAUUUUACUACAUACAAUUAUCGUAUAUUUAAGACUAUAUCAAACUAUGAUUUUUUUUUUAAAUACCUAUAAAUAUUUGUUAUUUAAGUUUAUAUUAUAUUAUAUACCUAAAGUGAAUUGAAAUAUUUUUAAUUUAAUUUUUUUUGUAUUUAAUUUUAUUAAAACGAUAUACCUACAUAUAUAUUAAUGUCACA
Molecule: messenger RNA, 2092 nt
Organism: Aphis gossypii (cotton aphid)
Lineage: Eukaryota; Metazoa; Arthropoda; Insecta; Hemiptera; Aphididae
Product: CKLF-like MARVEL transmembrane domain-containing protein 8
Exons: 4
Coding region: 187-726 (179 amino acids)
Cellular component (GO): membrane
Source: RefSeq, a predicted model, not a curated record